Messenger RNA from Dromiciops gliroides (monito del monte), 4747 nucleotides. It is a transcript of the gene FCSK, whose product is annotated as fucose kinase. The record is from RefSeq and is a predicted model, not a curated record. Gene Ontology annotation, biological process: GDP-L-fucose salvage. NCBI's taxonomy places the organism in Eukaryota, Metazoa, Chordata, Mammalia, Microbiotheria, Microbiotheriidae. Gene Ontology annotation, molecular function: fucokinase activity; ATP binding.
AUGCCACAGGUGCCUGAAAGCUGCGAGGCAGAGGCAGGGGGAACCUAUUGCUCGGGUUCUGGGGUUUUUAGGCCGUCUCUCCACCAACCCCCCCCUCCCCAGGGCAGAACCUGCCUGCCUGUCUCCAGACCAGAAGUUUGCACCUGGAAGAUGGGAGGGGUGGAUGUGGGGAGUGCCGAUCAAAGUCUUAAAUCUGCACCUCCUUUCUCUGCCCUCUCACUCUGCUCCCCGAACCGCUGUGCCCAAAUCCCACCCGAUCUGGUGGGGUGGGGAAUUGGGGGUGAGCUGUCUGCCCACGUCCCACUUCCUGCUUUUCGUGGGCUGGGCUUCUGGCCCCUGAGGAGCACGUCAAACAAUCUGGGGCCUCUGGCUGGAUGGAGCAUUGGAGGGGUUGUCGAUUGGACAGUAAUUGUCCUGACAUGCCAGUACAAGAACAGUGUCUAUGCAUUUCAGAAGGUAGAGCUGGAGGUGCGGCAGAAGCGGGAGCAGGUGCCCCGAGGGACCAUCCUGCUCACGGUGGAGGAUCCGGAGGCUCAGGUGGGCAGUGGAGGAGCCACUCUAAAUGCCCUCCUGGUGGCUGCAGAGCACCUGAGUGCCCAGGCGGGCUACACAGUGGUCACUUCUGACGUCCUGCACUCAGCCCACAUCCUUAUCAUGCACAUGGGCCGAGACUUCCCCUUUGAUGACUGCGGCCGAGCUUUCACCUGCCUUCCCCUGGUGGACCCUGCAGCCCCAGUGGAGUCCCUCACCUGUAACCUGGACGAGCUGCUCUACAUCAUGACCCACAAGCUGGGCCGCGGCUCCCCGCCAGGCGUGUGGGUCUGCAGCACAGACAUGAUUCUCUCUGUUCCUGCAAGCCCAGAGAUUGGCUGGGAUGACUUCCGAGGAGCCAGAGUAUUCUCGCUGCCUGGGAGUGUGACCUAUGCCCGGGACCACGGGGUCUAUCUCGUUGACUCCCAGGGCCUGGUGCGGAACAUUUUCUACCGGGGCUCAGAGGCCCAGAUACGGCAGUGUGUGAGGCCCGACGGCAAAGUACCGCUGGUCUCUGGGAUUGUCUUCUUCUCUGUGGAAAUUGCUGAGCGACUCCUGGCCACUCAUGUCUCACCACCUUUGGACGCCUGCACCUAUAUGGGCCUGGACUCUGGUGCCCGGCCUAUCCAGCUGUCCCUAUUCUUUGACAUUUUGCUGUGCAUGGCACGGGAUAUAAACCGUGAGAGCUUUCUGGCUGGUUGUCACCCUGAGAUGGGUCAGGGUGACAUGGACCAAACAGGGGGCCGACGGAGCGCGCGGGCCAUGCUGUGGAAGAAGCUCCGGGACCAGCCUCUUAGCUUUGCAUACAUCCCCGAUGGUGCCUACGAUUAUAUGACCUCAUCAGCAAGUGCCCACCUCCGCAGCCUGACCCUCCCCCGGAACCUCUUUGCUCAGAUUGUGCACUCCCAGGUGGAGAAGCCUCAGUUCUUGGAAGCCGGCUGCUCUGUGGUCAAUAGUCUGCUGGAGGGAGAGGUUCACCUGGGCCCUGGGAGUGUGAUUCGUCAUUGCCACCUCCAGGGUCCCAUCCACAUUGGCCCUGGGUGCCUCCUGCUCGGCCUGGAUGGAGCUUCCUCCAGUGCCCUCCGUGGCUUGGAACUGCAUGACCUCAUCCUCCAAGGACAUCAUAUCCAGCUGCAGGACACCUCUGUCCGGGUGUUCACUCUCAUUGGGCGCCAAGACGACUGGCAGAGCCCAGCGUCAGGAAAGGGCACAUAUCUCAAUGUGCCCUGGACAGAGUUCUUCCAGAGGACAGGCAUCCGGGAUGGCGACAUAUGGGACCUGAAUACCCCAUCAGCAGAGCGCUGCCUUCUCACCGCUCGGCUCUUCCCGGUCUUCUUUGCCUCCCGGUCCCCGGGCCCCCAGGAUGUGCUGUGGCUGCUGGGCUCCAUGGGCGGAGACUCCCUGCAAGCCUGGAGAGCCGCCUGCCGCAUGUCCUGGAAGCAGCUUCAGCUGCAUCUGGACCAGGCUGCCACGCUGGCCUCUCGCCGGGCCCUCUUCUUCCAACAGGCCCAGGGAAAGGUGCGGCGUGUGCUGCAGGGGCAUCAAGACCACAGCCUGCUUCCACUGAUCAGGGCUGCCACCCAUGAGGGCCACCACGGGCUGCUGCUGACCACGCUGGACCAGGUGGCAGCCCAGGCUGAAGAUCCCGGUGUGGCAGCCCGGGCCUUGGCCUGUAUAGCUGAUGUACUGGGUUGCAUGGCUGGAGGCCAUGGAGGUCUUCGAAGUGGACCAGCAGCCAACCAGGAGUGGGCCCUGGCCUUUCAGUACCUGGAGAAUGGGGAUGUGGCUAGGGGUGUGGAAGAACUAGCCCGUGAGAGGACCAAGUGGCUGGGCAGGCCGGCCCUGCAGGUGAGAGCUGCCCGGCAUUAUGAAGGGGCUGAGCAGAUCCUCAUCCGCCAGGCGGUGAUGUCUGCCUGCCGCUUUGUCACCAUGGGGAAGGUUGAACCCCCACCUCAUGGGCACUGGGUGGUGGUGGAGUGUCCAGCCCGGGUGGACUUCUCUGGUGGUUGGAGUGAUACUCCACCCAUCACCUAUGAGCAUGGAGGAGCUGUGGUGGACCUGGCCAUCCUGGUGGAUGGGCGGAGGCCCAUCGGGGCGAGGGCACGUCGAAUCCCUGAGCCCGAGCUGCGGCUGUCAAUAGGGACCCAUUCAGGUGAGGUGUUCACAGACCUCGUGUGCCAGAGCCUAGAGGACCUGCAGGAUUACUGUCAGCCUCAUGCACCAGGGGCCCUGCUGAAGGCAGCUUUCAUCUGUGCCCAGAUUGUGCAGCUUCCCUCCUCAAAGUCCCUGCAGACCCAGCUUUGCCAUGGCUUUGGGGGAGGCUUCGAGCUGCACACUUGGUCUGACCUGCCUCACGGCUCUGGCUUGGGCACAAGCAGCAUCUUGGCAGGAGCAGUGCUGGCAGCCUUGCAUCGGGCAGCAGGGAGAGCAGUGGGCACUCAAGCCUUGAUCCACGCUGUGCUACAUUUGGAGCAGAUGCUUACCACAGGAGGUGGCUGGCAAGACCAGGUGGGUGGCCUUGUACCCGGCAUAAAGAUAGGGCGAUCGAGGGCUCAGCUGCCAUUGAAGGUGGAAGUGGAGGAGAUUUCGGUGCCUACAGACUUCAUACAGACCCUCAAUGAUCACCUGCUCCUCGUGUACACAGGCAAGACACGCUUGGCACGAAACAUGCUGCAGGAUGUACUGAGGAACUGGUAUGCCCGGCUGCCUGCUGUAGUGGACAAUGCCCAGGCUCUGAUAGAAAAUGCGGAGGAAUGUGCUCAGGCCUUCUGCCAAGGGAGCCUGCCCCUUCUGGGCCAGUGUCUGACUCGGUACUGGGGGCAGAAGAAGUGCAUGGCUCCUGGCUGUGAGCCCCAGGCUGUGCGGCGCAUGAUGGACAUCCUGAAGCCCUAUGCGUAUGGCCAGAGCCUGGCAGGGGCCGGCGGUGGCGGCUUCCUCUACUUGUUGACUAAAGAGGCCCGGCAGAAGGAGGUCCUAGAGAGAGUGCUGGCCAAGACAGAGGGCUUAGAGAACUGCAGCAUCCACUUGGUGGAAGUGGACACCCAGGGCUUCAGCCUGCAGUUGCUGGACAGUGACCCUUCCGCCUGACGGAUCCUGGACUUCCAAGCCCUGCUCCAGCCAGACUUGGUUGUAAUGCCAGGAGGGGAAGAGCCUGCACUUUGUGCCCCGUGAACCCUGGCUUUGUUGCUUUCCUCAUAGAGGAGGAAGAUUCUCUUGUUUCUCUCUGGGGACUUGAGAUGACAAGAAAGGCCCCUCUUUGAGGAAGGGCCUCCUGGAGCUAGGGCUGGGAAGCAGGCGUCAGCACAGCCUCGCUCUCGGCCAUACUGAGACUGAAGGGCCUCACCUCAUCCUCCCUUCACCACGGCCUGAAGGCUCAGAGGCCCAGGGCCCACCUAGCUGACCAAUGUGAGCCAAUCUCUGAUCCCACCAUGCUAUCGAUCUGACUAAAUGCUACUUUCAGAUGGAACACUAUGAGGAAGGGGAGCUAAUGUGGAACUCAGGGGAGGCCCCUCUCUGGGUAAGAAUGAGCCAUCUUGUUUCCAAGGACUCAGCUAGCCCUCCACGAGGUUCUGCUGCUAAUUCUGUCAAAAUUCAUUUCUACAAAGUGGGUAAAUGCCUAGCCACCCCCUGCUGACCCAGAAAUUAAACCACUUGGCCCCUCACACACUCCAUUUCCCCCACCAGGUAGCCCUAGGAAUCUUGGCCUUGUCUUUCCCUCUUCUCCAGUGCCCCUUCCCCAGGGGGGCCGACUCUGCCUCAGGGACUCUCUAGGAUAUAAUUCUAGUUUUCCCUACACCUUGGCCCAACUGUAGAAAGUGUACUGGGUGCAGGGUAGACCAGAGGAAGCCAGGCUUCUGUCCCACCAAGGCUCACAGAACUAUUAAUGUUGUAGCGCCUCAGCCAGCAAGGGAAGGGGCAGGGAAUGAAACUGCAGUCACUUUGGGGAUGGGCAGGCUGGGGCGUUUAUGAGGCUGACUGCUUUCAUGCCAACCACAAUGAGUACGGUGAGAUGCUAUCUUCACCCACACCCAACUCUCUAGCCGGGGGCCUGAGCUGGAGAGGAUACCGUACAAAGUCCCUGCAAAUUCAGGUUUGGACAAAUGAAUGUUGAGUCAUACGUUCCAAAGGGAUCACAAGGGACACGUGCACAGGCUGCUGCCAGAACUAGGCCUUUCGGGUUGUGAUUUUUAGUAGCAAUAAAUCAAUCACUUUUGAA